Molecule: messenger RNA, 1065 nt
Organism: Priapulus caudatus
Lineage: Eukaryota; Metazoa; Priapulida; Priapulimorpha; Priapulimorphida; Priapulidae
Exons: 1
Coding region: 1-1065 (354 amino acids)
Biological process (GO): DNA integration
Molecular function (GO): nucleic acid binding
Source: RefSeq, a predicted model, not a curated record
AUGCGGGCGGAUAUCAAACGCAAGGUACAUGCUGGACACAUGGGCAUCAACUCCUGUCUACGGAGGGCACGUGAGUUAGUUUUCUGGCCGGGAAUGUCGGCUGACAUUCGCCAGCAUGUUGAAGCAUGCAAUGUGUGUGCUACAUACAGUGACAGGCAAGGACCUGAAACAUUGUUCAUGCAUGAAGUUCCAGGCCGUCCGUGGGAGAAGGUUGGCUCUGACCUGUUGUCCUUUGAGGGUAGAACAUAUAUGGUCACGGUUGACUACUACAGCAAGUUCUUUGAAAUUGACUACCUCAUUGACACAGGCUCUGCGGCGGUCAUAGACAAGCUAAAACAUCAUUUCGCCCGACAUGGCAUACCUGACACGGUUAUUACUGACAGUGGACCUCAGUACAACUCGAAGAAGUUUAGAACAUUCAGCACAACAUGGGGUUUUACACAUGAAAUGACAAGCCCAGGGAAUAGCAAGGCCAAUGGAGCUGCUGAGGCAGCGGUAAAGUCAGCGAAAAAACGCAUGCGGAAAUGUAAGGCAUCUAGAGAGGACCCCUAUCUCGGACUGCUCAACCUAAGAAACACACCAACGGAGAGUCUCCAGACUAGCCCGGCACAGAGACUUGUGGGCAGGAGGACUAAAACUAUGUUUCCAACUACGCUAGACAAAUUAAGACCAACGUACCAGGAUGCCGUAGUUACUAAAAUGGACGACAAGCGAGCAACGCUGGCCCAGCGUAAAAAUGAGUUCAGACAUCAUCUUCCACCAUUGAAGGUCGGUGACACGGUCAGGAUGCAACCGAUUCAGACAGGGUUAAAAGAGUGGAAGCCCGCUACGGUCACUAAACAGCUCAAAAGCAGAACUUAUGAGGUGACGGCUAGCAACGGUAGAACAUAUAAACGUAACAGACAGUUCUUGCGAGUUUCUAGAGCCAAUGACGCUUUUGGAAAUGAAAAGGUGACUCAUGUGCCUACGGCUGUAGGUAAGCCCACAACUGGUGAGCUGGUAGUUCCGACUACGUCGAAGGAGCCGGCUGAUGUUACGACACAGCUGGANGGGUUACGAGAGUAG